This is a messenger RNA of Micropterus salmoides (largemouth bass), 781 nucleotides long. Its product is annotated as diamine acetyltransferase 1-like. The record is from RefSeq and is a predicted model, not a curated record. The transcript is spliced from 6 exons. Bases 172 to 681 code for a protein of 169 amino acids. Lineage: Eukaryota; Metazoa; Chordata; Actinopteri; Centrarchiformes; Centrarchidae. Gene Ontology annotation, molecular function: N-acetyltransferase activity.
GGAAGUCACUGAAGCUGCUGUUUCAGUCUGUGCGACGCACCCAAUGCAUUCCUCUACACUCUGGUUUUAUAAAUUCAAUGCCCGGGGGUGAACUCCUGAGGAGCGGAUGAAGAAACUAAUUUUGCUUUUAUUCACAUUCAGAGGACUAGUAAGCAAAGGGAAAAAGAGAAAAUGGACAGUUUUAAAUUACGGAAAGCUGAACCCAACGAUGUGUCUGAUAUCCUGCGACUCAUAAAGGAACUUGCUAAAUUUGAAGAGAUGGAGGAGAAGGUCAUGCUGACAGAGAAAGAGCUACUUGAAGACGGCUUUGGGGAUCAUCCAUUCUACCACUGCUUAGUUGCUGAGGUCCCAAAAGAGCAGAGCUCAGAAGGAUACACUGUGGUUGCCUUUGCCAUGUAUUACUUCACAUAUGACCCUUGGAUUGGAAAGCUUCUAUACUUGGAGGACUUCUUCGUCAUGCAGGAAUUUCGUGGUCUUGGCAUUGGUUCAAAAAUCCUGAAGGUUCUGAGUGAGACUGCAGUGAAGACUCGCUGUAGCAGCAUGCACUUCAUUGUAGCAGAAAACAACACAAAGUCUAUUGAGUUCUACAAGCGGAGAGGAGCAGCUGAUCUCUCCUCUGAGGAGGGCUGGCGUCUUUUUGAGAUUGAAAAGAGGGAUCUACUGAAAAUGACUGCCAAAUAGAGUUUACUGUCACUUGUACUGCCUGUUGGUGAUAACAAUAAUCAUGUUUUGUUUGAUCAGUGAUUUGACACAGUUUUAAUAAACACAUUUAAAAAUCAAC